AGUCAGCAUGCCGCCUCGUCGGGACUAUUCUCUGGUGAGCUGGCGGUCAUCCUCAUCCAUCCUGAUCCUCCCUCUUCCUCGUCCUGCACCUGCUCCCCUUUCCUUGGUCGGCCGGCGCGCGGAGUACAGAUCGACGGACUUUGAGUUCCCUCUUUCCUGGCUUGCUUGGACGCUCCAUUCCUUCGAGUUCGUCGCGGAUUUGAUUCCAGUGUGGAGUGGGGGGUAAUAUAAUAUCGUGUAGCUCAAUUGCCCCCCCCCCCCCCCCCCCCCCCUGCGCCGCCGCGCGAAGCUCCCCACCGGUGCUGCCUGCGCAGCCCAUUUUGUUCGUACUAUCGUGUGGCCAUUGGGCUCCUCGGAGGUGGAGAUCUGGGCUGCUGUUUCCAGGACCCUGGGACGCGUCCGCUGCGAUGGGUCGAAGCGCCUGGGCGGUUCGGUUGGCUUCCCUUCUCGCGUUUGGUUUGGUGCUCGGCACCGUCGAGGCCAGCCUCGGGGAUGUUGAUCGGCGCUACAGAACUUGUGUGAGGGAGUGUCAAACUACAGGGAUUAUUGGGGAGAACAACAUCAGCCAUUGUCAGUCCAAAGAGAACGACGCUUCUGUUGGAGGCUCUUGGUAUAACCAGGAGCAAAUUUACAUCCAGUGGAAACAACUGAACUGUAUGACAGACUGUCGCUACUUUUGCAUGAUGCAGAGAGAAGGGGAACGACAGUCACUUGGUCUGAGCCCCGUUAAAUAUCAUGGAAAGUGGCCGUUCUUACGUGUUUCUGUGUUCCAGGAACCCCUUUCAGCUGCACUAUCUGCUGUCAACCUACUGAUGCACUUCACUGGCUGGCUUUCAUUUUUCCUUCUAGUGAAUUACAAAUUGCCUCUUAGAACCCAGACCAAGAGAACUUACUAUGAAUAUACUAGCUUGUGGCAUAUCUAUGCAAUCUUAUCAGUGAAUGCAUGGUUCUGGAGCACUAUUUUCCAUACUCGAGACAUUGACUUGACUGAGAAAUUGGACUAUUCUUCUGCUGUGGCCCUGCUUGGCUAUUCUUUAAUCCUUUCAUUGCUAAGGGCUUUCAAUGUCAAGGAUGAGGCUACCAGGGUGAUGUUUGCAGCCCCAAUUUUGGCAUUCGUUACGACGCACAUCUUGUAUCUUAACUUCUACGAGCUUGACUAUGGUUGGAACAUGAAAGUUUGUGUGGUGAUGGCCGCUGUACAACUUCUGACGUGGGCAGUUUGGGCUGGUGUAAGCCGGCAUCCAUCACGUCUGAAGCUCUGGACAGUUGUUUUUGGAGGAGCACUGGCCAUGCUUCUUGAACUCAAUGACUUCCCUCCAUACAUGGGUUAUGCGGACGCCCAUUCACUGUGGCAUGCAAGCACCAUUCCACUCACCUAUCUCUGGUGGAGCUUCAUCAAGGACGACGCCAUAUUCCGCACGUCAACGCUCGUGAAGAAGGCAAAGUAAUUAAGCAAAGGGGCCGCAUUGUUAACAUUAGGGUCUGAGGAUCAGAUUCCAUGGUCUUCACGAGGACAUUUUGGGGGCACACGUUAUCAUCGAACAUCAUGAAACCUCAGUACAUUUGUGUCACCAACCCAAAAAGACAUUCAUCUUCAUCCACUCACGAUUUUGGUCCACAAACUCAGCAUAUUCUUUAGGGCGCAUGUUCUGCCAUUACGAUAUGUCCUUUUACUGACCUGAAGGUGUGUCUAUCCUGUGAUUAAAUUUGCAUCUUGUCAUUUUAGUACUGGUGGGGUUUGCGAGAUUUUGUGAUCGCCAGUCAGUUUUGUGAAAUCAGACAACAAUGAAACCUAUGUGUGGACCUUUGUAAAUUCCUGAAGCCCCUUUCAUACGGGCAUUGUGAGUUCUAGCGUUAUGAAGAUUAUAUUUACA
Molecule: messenger RNA, 1874 nt
Organism: Sorghum bicolor (sorghum)
Lineage: Eukaryota; Viridiplantae; Streptophyta; Magnoliopsida; Poales; Poaceae
Product: post-GPI attachment to proteins factor 3
Exons: 6
Coding region: 408-1448 (346 amino acids)
Biological process (GO): GPI anchor biosynthetic process
Cellular component (GO): endoplasmic reticulum membrane
Molecular function (GO): hydrolase activity, acting on ester bonds
Source: RefSeq, a predicted model, not a curated record